Molecule: messenger RNA, 2358 nt
Organism: Arctia plantaginis
Lineage: Eukaryota; Metazoa; Arthropoda; Insecta; Lepidoptera; Erebidae
Source: the annotation of a GenBank genome assembly
AUGGCGCCUCCAAAGAAAAGUCAUGUAUGGAAGUUUUUUACGAAAAUUGAGGGAAAUGAAAACCUUGUAAAAUGCAAAAUUUGCCAAAAAACGAUUAAAUCUUGUGGCAACACAUCAAACUUGCUUAGUCGCGUAAAAAAUAUCCACAAGGCUGCCUUUUUGGAUAUGAAUAAAGAAUAUUCACAAGUGUUGAGCAAUGUCAACUUACUAAAUAUCCACAGUGAAACAAUUACAAAAACAAAUGAAGCAGACUCUGAACCUGCUGUUCCCAGCCCUGAACCACUGCCAUCAAUAAGUACAGCUGUGUCAAAAUAUAUCCAUGUCGAUAAUCCUGUACCUCCGCCAUUAAAACGGCAAAAGUCGAUUGAUGAAAGUUUCAAAAAUAUAUCUGCUUAUUCGGAAAGCGGCAAUAAAACUUUGCAAGUCAAUAAUGCCCUCAUCUACAUGAUUUGCAAAGAUAAUCAACCUUUCACGAUUGUAGAAAAUGACGGAUUUCGUAAUAUUAUGAAAAUAACUGCACCGCAUUACAAGCUUCCAAGUCACUUUGGUAUAUGUACCGAAUUUUUUUCUAUUACUCUUGGAGUAUAUCAGUCAUUUGACCGUAACACUUCGAAUCAUAUUGCUGAGAUGCUUCUGAACUCUUGUUCUGAAUGGGACAUUGACGUUGAUAAAGUUUCGGCUGUAGUAACGGAUAACGCAGCAUCUAUGAUUAAGGCGGUCGAUCUGGCCUUUGGUAAAAAACACAUACCGUGUUUUGCGCACACUUUAAAUUUAGUUGCGUUAAAUGCGAUACAACACUGUCCAGAAUUACAAAAUCUAAUAACUAAGCUCAAGACCAUUGUAACAUGGUUCAAACAAAGUAAUACAGCAAGCAAUGAAUUAAGAAAAGCCACAGAAAAAGAAACAAAGUUAAUUCAAGAAGUUUCAACAAGAUGGAACAGCACUUAUUAUAUGAUUGAGAGAUUUUUAGAGUUACGCAUUGUAAUCAAUGAUAUAAUAUUUCGUCAUAGAACAGCGCCACCUAUGCUCAAUGCAUCAGAACUGUCAGUUCUUUCUUCUGUGUUACUAGUCUUAAGACCGCUCGAAGCUGCUACUAAAGAAAUUUCUGGAGACAGAAACUGCACAAGCAGCAAGGUGAUUCCGUUAGUUCAUUGCUUAGUUUUAAAAAUCCAACCUCUCCAAUUGGAAGACUCACUUGCCAAUGAAUUGAAAUCGUUUGUGCUUAAUGAAAUUGAAAAAAGAAUGGGCGCUAUCGAAAGAGUAACUCCACUCGCCAUAGCAACUGUAUUGGAUCCCAGGUAUAAAAAAAUUCACUUCAGAGACGCACUUGCUUGCUCUACAGCAGUCGCAAAAAUUAAAGACUUGAUGAAAAAUACUACACAAAAUGUCGAAAUGUCCGAAUCAGAUUCUGAUCAAUCUGAAAAACAAGAAGAGAGUUUUUCCUUAUGGGAUCAUCAUCACAAACUAGUAAGCAAGAGUUGGAAAUCAUCACAAUCAGAUGAUGCAAUUUCUGAUGAAUUAUCGAUCUACUUGCGUAGUCCAGUAUCAGGAAGGCUCAAUGAGAAUCCUUUAGAGAUUUGGCAAGAUCUAAAAAUUCAAUUUCCUAAGCUUUAUAAGAUUGCCUUCAAAUACUUAACUAUUGUCGGAACUUCUGUUCCAUCCGAACGUUUAUUUUCAAAGGCUGCUCAAAUAGUCAAUCAACAAAGAAAUAGAAUGAAAGCUAUUGAAACUCAGAAAACUGAUGUUAAAGUCUCUCAUGAGGCUACUACUCUAGCCGAACAGCUUAAAGAUUUUAGCUUCAUAGUGUCAUUGGUCGUUUGGUAUGAUAUACUUUUUCAAAUUAAUAUUGUUAGUAAAUCUCUGCAAUUAACAGACACAGAUCUCGGUAAACGCACAGAACUGUUGGGAAAAUGCUGCACUUUCUUGGAAGAAUAUAGAAAUACAGGCUUCAAAAGCGCCAUUUUAACGGCGAAGGAAUUGGCUGAAGAACUGGAAAUUGAACCUGUGUUUAAAGCCACGACAAGAAUUCGAUAUGUUAAGCGUCAAGCUGGUGAAACUGCCCGCGAUGAACCUAUAGCUUCUCCGGAAAAAAUAAUUGAGAUUGAACUUUUCAACUGUCUUUUGGACACUACAUUAAUUUCAGUCAAUGAAAGAUUUGAACAGUUAAAUGAGUACUCGGAAUAUUGGUCUUUUUUGUACAAUAUAAAACAGAUUCCGGUAAAACCUGACCUUGUCAAAUUCUGUGGUGAUCUCCAAUUGAAAUUAACUAUAGACACUAAAUCAGAUAUAGAUGGGUGUAUGUUGUGUGAUGAACUCAUAAGUCUGAAAUCUCUUUUGCCUGAUCUCGUUUUGUUUUAA